This is a messenger RNA of Monopterus albus (swamp eel), 5343 nucleotides long. RefSeq names its product reversion-inducing-cysteine-rich protein with kazal motifs (gene reck). Lineage: Eukaryota; Metazoa; Chordata; Actinopteri; Synbranchiformes; Synbranchidae. The record is from RefSeq and is a predicted model, not a curated record. Bases 625 to 3507 code for a protein of 960 amino acids. Gene Ontology annotation, cellular component: plasma membrane. Gene Ontology annotation, biological process: extracellular matrix organization; sprouting angiogenesis; blood vessel maturation. The transcript is spliced from 21 exons. Gene Ontology annotation, molecular function: protein binding; metalloendopeptidase inhibitor activity.
AUAAUACCCACAUUACUGUAAGUGCAGUCAGGAUUACUGGAUUCACACAGUAAACCUACACUGUAAAUCACAAGCCGUGUUAAAUUCUCAGCUUUUAUCUUAUGAAAAGUUGAUGUUUUGAUGAUACAUAGUUUUCAGAAUAUGGAGAAUAUGGCAAAUAUAAAACAAUAUAACUGAAAAUAUAGAAAAUAUAACUGAGCAGUUGACACAAUGGUUAAAAACUUUACUUUUGGUGUGUGGUCAUAUUUUCCUGGGGAAGGGUUUCUGUGACUCAUGACCUCAGUAUUUCUAUAAGAAAAAAGUUUUUAAAACCAUGUUCCUGUUUCUAUCAUAUUUUUAAUAGACGCACUAAAAUGUAGACCUAGAAGUCCAACCAUAGAGAAUAGCAGUAAACCGGUUAAAUGGCUGCAGUGACUGUGACUCACAACUGCACUGAGUUAGUUUUUUUGAAACAAGCUGUCACCGUUAACGGGGCCGCUCCCCGUUCUGCGCAUGUCCUCUGUGGUCCAGAGCCAGACACCGGGGGCUGUGGAGAGAGAGAGAACGGGGGAUCCAUGGAGCGCGUCACAGCACUACUAUUUUCUAUGUCUUCUUGUCCACGAUGCACUUUAGGAUUUCAAUAAGAUGCGUGUGUGCUGCCAGAUAAUCAGUUUCCUCUUCGCCUUAAACUUUUCCUGCCAGCCACUGCGAGCUCAGGAUCCCUCCUGUUGCAGCCAUGCUGCCGAGUUCUCAUCUUGUAAAGACGCUUGUGACCAGCUUGCCACUAUAAAGAGUGAGUCUCGUCUGAAGCAUCUCCUCCAGAGGUUACCCAGUUACUGUCCAGAGUCAAUGACUGAGCUGUGGCAUUGCAUCAACACUACACUUCCAGGUGUAUCCAGGAAGCCAGACAGCUGGGUGGGACUGGGCUGCUGUGAACUGGCUAUCUCAGCUGAGUGUCGCAGGGAAUGCAGGCAGGCAUCAUCUAAAAAUGACAUAACCAAAGUAUGCAAAAAAGUCACAGAGAACUCCCUCUACAGCUGCAUCACCAAAAAUGAAAUGGGCUCCACAUGCUGCAGCUAUGCAGGACGUCACACAACAUGUAGGGAGUACUGCCAGGCCAUCUUCAGGACUGACUCAACGCCCACUGUGUCCCAGAUCAAUGCUGUUAAAGACUACUGUCAGAGCCACAAUGCUCAGCUCCUCAGCUGUGUCAGCAACUUCACCAAGUCUUACCCCAUACGCAGCCCUAUAGACAGUCUGUACUGCUGUGACCGAGCGGAGGCCCCCCACUGCCAGGCAGCUUGCCGGAGAAUCCUUCGCACCAUGAGCACAGAGCAUGAGAUCAUGGAGGGUUUGAUUGAGGAGUGUGGCUCCCAGCCCCUCCCUCAGGAACCCAUGUGGCAGUGCUUUCUGGGCAGCGCCCACCCGCCUUCCCCACCUGAAGAGGAAACACCCCAUCCUGCUAAGAUGGACUCUGCCAAGCUGCAUUGUUGCUCCAAGGCCAACACCUCAUCCUGCAGGGACAUGUGUUUGGAGAUCAGUACUAACUGGGGCAGCCAGACGUGGCAAGACUUUGAUCAGCUCUGUGAGUACAACCCAGUCGAGUCUGAGCUCAUCAACUGCCUGGCUGAUGUCAGAGAGCCCUGCCAGCUGGGCUGCAAGGACCUCACCUACUGCACCAACUUCAACAACAGGCCGACAGAGCUGUUUCGCAGCUGUAACAUCCAGUCAGACCAGGGCGCCAUGAACGACAUCAAGCUGUGGUCCAAUGGGACCAUCAAGAUGCCGUUCAUGAACAUCCCUGUGCUGGACAUCAAGAAGUGUCUGCCUGACAUGUGGAAGGCUGUAGCCUGUUCCCUGCAGAUCAAACCCUGCCACAGCAAGUCCAGAGGGAGCGUCAUUUGCAAGUCAGACUGUGUGGACAUCCUCACCCAGUGUGGGGACAGGAAACGGUUCCAUGACGGACAAACACCAGAGAGGAUCUGUGAACUGCUGUCACCCAUCGAUGAUCCUGAACGCUGCAUCCCCCUCCACAGAUACCUCACUCCCAGUUCCCUAGGUAAUAACAUAAUUGAGGAGGUCAUCCAUCCAUGCAACCCCAACCCAUGCCCCAGCAACCAUUUAUGCCAGGUCAACAGGAAGGGCUGCCUUGAUGAACUCAGCUGUCAGCCAUACCUGUGUGUACCAGGCUGUAAACUGGGCGAGGCCUCCGAGUUUCUGGUGCAGCAGGACGCACGUAUCCAGGUGCCAACUCGUACUGGUCCACCUGGGUGCUACGAGGUGUGCAGCUGUGGUCCCAGUGGGCGUCUGGAGAACUGUGUGGAGAUGAUGCCCUGUGUGGACACCAGCAAGCCCUGCAUCAUAGGUGGACAGAGGAGGAGCCACGGGACGUCUUUCAGGGUCGACUGCCACACCUGUUCCUGCUUUGCUGGUGAUACCAUCUGCUCCACCAGAGAAUGUCUCAGCCUCAUCAGCUCAGAAGACGACCGCCGACACUUCACAGGUCUCCCCUGUAGUUGUCCAGACCACUUCAUCCCAGUGUGUGCCUCUAAUGGGCGCACAUAUCCCAGUGCCUGUGUGGCUCGCUGUAUGGGAUUCAAGGACCAUCAGUUUGUGUUUGGCCAGUGCCGCCUCAGUAACCCCUGUGCCAACAAGUCCUGUCAGAGAAACCAAAGGUGCGUCCCAAAGUAUUCUGUGUGUCUGAGUGACUCUGCCGACUGCCAGCAGUACGAGUGCGUCGGCCGACCAGCAGCUUGUGAUAAGAACAGUGUGGAGCCAGCCUGUGAUAAUGAUGGCCUGGUCCACCCCAGUCUGUGCCAGCUGCAGCAGGCUGGGAAAACCCUGGCUUACAUGGGCCAUUGCCAAGAUGCCUGUAGGAAGCCACAGCCAGUUUGUGGCCAUAACGGGGAGACCUACAACACAGUGUGUGAGGCCUUCUCUGACCGCGUGGCUGUGGACUACGAGGGCCCCUGCCAUGCUGUGGGGGCCGUGUCUGACGUGCCCUCCGAAUCUGCAUGCAGUUUGAUUCCCUGUCCGCCUCUGUCCACUCCGGACUGCCACCCUGUCACACCACCUGGAGCGUGCUGUCCAAUCUGUGCCAGCAUGCUGCAGAUCCUGUGGAACAAAGAGCAGAUGAACACUUUCUCUAAGCUGAAUAAGAACCAGCCGGUGACAGUCCGUGACGUCCUGCACAUCCUGCGGCUUCACGUCUCAGUGCCGCAGUGUGAUGUCUUUGGCUUCUUGAGCAUUGAUCAUGAGCUGGUGGUCCUCAUUACCCCAGUGGACCGGCAGCCAACGGCCCUGCAGGUGGAAGCCUGCAGUAAGGAGGCUGAGAAGAUCGAUUCUCUCAUCAACUACGCCAGCCCCACUCUGGUCUCCCAGGUCCCCCUGUCCGCCUUCCUCACCUCUGAGAUCACGACAUCUUCUAUCCGAUCCUCUGGGGGUGCUCCGCCUUCACCUCUACGCCCCCACUUGUGCUUCCUCCUCGGCCUUCUUAUUGCUGCAGUCUCUGGCUUCCACCAGCUCUAAGUGCUUGUUGUCUCCUUGUAGCCUCCCCCCAUGCCCCCUCGUGGGAGGACAGGAGUGUCAUAAGGUGAGUGUGUUUGGGCAGCCGUGGAGCGGGAAGAGGCUGUGAGCUCAUUGGUCUGUUGACAAUCAUUUUUACUGACUCACCUGCGUGUCAGACAAUCAAGGCGGUGGAAAAGCUAUUAUUAUGGAAAGCUUUUGUAUGAACAGUAUUAUUAAGUGGAUGAAUUAUUCACUGGGUUUCCCUCCAGUGAUGUGUGUGUGUGUGUGUGUGUGUGUGAAUGUGUAUGACCUUUAAGCAAUGUUUGACUUCAUACCAGCAGUGUUUACCCAGCAGUCCCAGCUCUCCUGUGAAAGCUGUCAAAUGAGAAUGUAAACGUCAUGACUCACAAGCUUUGCAUGUGUUUGUGUGUGUGUGUGUGUGUGUGUGUGUCCAUUUGGAUUUCAAAGACAGAAAUAAACACCCCUGUCUGAAAUAUUUGUAAAAUUCCCACACACAUAUAUGCCCUGACACAAAAUGACUGGUGUCACAAAAUCAAGACUUCUCUGUAAUCACGCACUAGAGGAAGUCUGAUCAGCAUUUAAGUGACAUUUGUGAAGCCUCUGCAUAAUCUGUGUCACAGUGCAUGAUGUACUGUAUAGACAUGUGCGGUGUAUAUGGACCUAGUGUUUGAAUCCCUAACCUCAGCAGUGUUAUUGCCGUACUCACAGACCAAGCCAACUCAAGUCGAAACUAAUCCAGCCUCCAAAGUCAGUUGUAACUACUGACCAAACUAAGUGUCCAAAAUCUGAGCAGCUCAGAAACCAAUCAGAAAGUUCCAGUAUUAAGGGAGCCCAGGUUCUGUGUACUGAAGUAGGUCAAAGUUGAUGUGGUGAUUUAGGAUCUAAGACAAUCUGAGGAUAAACCUGAUGACAUGAAGCUUUUCUCCAGAACAAACCUGGCAACACUUUAGCUGAUGUGGUGUUGUGAUGUUGUGACAUUCACACUGCAAGCAGUGUAAAGGAUAACACCUUAAGGAUUUAUGACAAAGGAGCAGUUUAUAAACUGUAAAAGUGUUAUUCUGUAUUAUAGUCCAUUAAGGACAAGUCAUAUGCACUUUACUCUACUGCAUGCCUGCAAGUGAUUGAUGGUUUUUUUCCCCCCCAAUAAACAAUCAUUUAGUCAGUAAAUUUUGAAAAAAGGCAAUUUCCUAGCCCAGUGGAUUCCACCCUGGGGAUCAGCACCCCGCAAACAAUGUGUUUUUUCUGUUCCUAUCUGAAUUACUUCAUGCUCUUAUUUUUACUGUUUAUUUACAGUAUUCUUUGCUCUUUUAUUGUGAAAUCUGAGCUGAUUGAAUUAAACAAUCUGAGAGAAGAAUAUUACUCCACUCGCGAAUCAGACAUGCACCCUGUGCGCAGGGCUCUUAACUAGGUAUUGGUUUGCUUGUUGCAGACCCUUUGUGAGGUCUCCAAAUGUUUUGUUUUGCCCAAAACCCAAAGGUAGGCUAUUGAAUUUACAACAUUAAAAGCCUGAGAUUGAUAAUUAAAUUGAACAAUUAAAGAGUUAGAGAUGCAUGUUAAUCCACUCAUCAACAUAUACAUUUCAGCCAGUUCUUGAAUGCAAGAAAAGAUUUGUUUCUGUUUAUAGCUGCACAGCCAUAUGAUAAUUUAACCUGAAAACAAAUAUUAAAGUUUUGACUGCAAUGGAUUAAAAUCUCAAUUUUUAUAACUGUGUAAGUUGUUUUAAAGAAAAAAAAAAACCCUGAAGAACAAAGCUGGAGAAAAACUCAGCUGGAGGGUUAUGGUUAAACCUUAAGUAUUGGAAUAUCUUAUGAACACCACUUGUAAAAAAAAAAAAAA